Penaeus chinensis is the source of this 2232-nucleotide messenger RNA. RefSeq lists its product as uncharacterized. Lineage: Eukaryota; Metazoa; Arthropoda; Malacostraca; Decapoda; Penaeidae. The record is from RefSeq and is a predicted model, not a curated record. Gene Ontology annotation, biological process: copper ion transmembrane transport. Gene Ontology annotation, molecular function: copper ion transmembrane transporter activity. Gene Ontology annotation, cellular component: membrane.
ACCCAGAUGCCUGGCGGUCAUGAGAACCACGCAAAUGACCUCUUGGACGGAUGGGGGGAAGAGGAGCAGGAGUUGCUCGGGAUGCUGCACGUGCCUCUGCUCCACGGGGGCGUGAAGGAGGUCCUGCUCCUGCCGAGCCUGUCGACCGCCUCGCCAGGAUCCUUCGCCCUCGCCUGCAUCCUCCUUGCCCUCUGCACCGCCUUCGUCGAGGUCCUACGGCUGGCAGCAUGGUGGGUGGAGCACCGGAGGAUAAACAAGCCGGGGAAGCAAACACGUGGAGGAGCCUGCGAAUGUAAACACUGCACGAGCGUUACUGUCAGCCUGCGAGGAGUGGCGGAAGGCAAGCAGUACAACGCGAUCCACGAUGCCAACAGCGGCGAGUCCCUGAGCAUACAGCCUUCUUCGAGCUCGUCGCUGUCAGCCAGGCGAACCGGCUUGUGGCUCGCUGCCUCGGCCGUCCUCAACCUCCUCAUCUACCUGACCUCCACCCUGCUCAUGCUCAUCGCCAUGACCAUGAACAUCUACCUCAUCCUGUCCAUGGGCGUCGGGGCCUCCUGUGGGAAGGUCGCCGUCCUCCUCGCCCGCAGGAGGAUGGAGGACGGGCCGUGCAAGUGACGCCAGAACAGGGUUUCCCCCAAACCCUGGACGGUGGCGGAGGCGGUGACGGAGGUGGAGGCGGUGACGGAGGCGGAUAGGAACGGCCUCCCGCACACCACGCCCUUCUGAGGGUCCUCGCUGCGGUCAUAGCUACGACGGAGGAGGUCUAUGCGCGUCACUUGAGUUUGGCCGAAUUGCUCGUAAGAAUACCAUAUAAAUAUAUAUUCAUACCAGUAAGAUGGUGAAAAGAUUUAUGUAUGAAUAUAUUUUUUACUAGAGUGUCCCGGUGACAUCAAUUAACGGGAACUCUAUGAAUUGGGUUUUGCAACUAUCAAAUAAAUAUCUGUAUAGACUCCAAAGCUCGCAAUCCUUUCGAAAUGCCCACAGAAGUUGGCCGCUCUAUCUGUCUUGGUUUCUGGAAAAAAAAAAUAGGAUUUAGGCGUAAAAGGGGCAUCUUAAGCAGUGAUAGGGUAAAUGCUAUAAAACUAAAAUGAAAUUCAUUUGAAAUAUCAAAAUAACACAAAUAGACCUGUGAGUCAUAUAAAUAAAAUGAACUAUGAUGUAAUAACAUUUUGAGACACGGAAAUACCACCAUAUACUUCUCAAGCGUCGGUUUACCAUAGUGUUAAGGGAGUUGCGAACAUUUAAUAAGGAAUUGGAGAAAUGUAUUAAGGAGCAAGCGAACAGUCUGAUAAAUACGUGGAUUAGAUUAAUAAAUGUGAUUAUAAUCCGGCAUAGAACACAAUUCCCAACAUUCUGUGAGUUAUAGCUUAAUAAGGAUUAUUGUUUUGUUUUCUGAUACAGUAGUAAACACAGGAGAGGGUUAAUAUAUAUAUUCAUACAAUACACACACAUACACGCGCACGUGUGCACAUGUAUGAAUAUAUAUGUGUGUGUGUGUGUGAAUUGGAAAAAAUCUGGUAAUCCAGCAAAACGUACUUUUGACUGGAUUACUGGCUGAACCAAAACGCAAUUAACUGUGAAUCACCAUUUUAGUAUGGUUGUGAAUAUAGAAUAAUUUGCCGAAGCUAAGUGCCUGUCCUCCCCCCUCCCCCCCUUUCUUUACUCUCUCCUCCACUGCAACGGUGAUUUACUGCUUUAGGAGGGGGGCAUGGUUAAUAUUCAACUACAUCAAGCCUUACAAAAUCUGUGAUAAUAUAUAAUUAUAAUAUUAGUCAAACUCAUUAGGAAAGGGACAUGAAAUCAUGAAAGCAGCAGAUCAUUACUAAGAACUUUGCUUAUGCACAUGUACACACUCGUGAACGUGCAAGUACAUGCACACACAUAUUCUAACAAACAACUAAACACACGCACAAUAAACAUUAGUCAGCUUAAAGUUACAAAGUUAGUGUUGAGAUCAGUGGUAGCAUAAAUGCAUUGUUCUCACACGUAAUAUGUUUCUGUGGUAAAAAAUCCGUCUUUUAACUUUUUAAAUAUACAGACACUCAAUGCAGUCAUCACGCUUUUAUAUACUUAUAGGUGUGAUGAUACAUAUAUAUCCUAAAAGAGUAUAUUUCUGUGGUAAAUGAUUUUAGAUCAAACAAGCCUAGAGAAGACACUAUAUGUAUACUGGAUCAGAAUAAAUGUUUAAUCUAUAUUUUUCUUCAGUAGAUGUAUAAUAAAGGUUACUGCAUU